AAGGCCAUACGGCUAGAAGUCUCCGAAAGACGCGACGCCCUUCUCCCCAUCGCGCCCCAGAAGCCUGACGCCGCCGCCCUUACCCCAUCGCGCCCCAGGAGCCGACGCCGCCGGCUGGAUCCCACGGCGCCGGCAGCAGCCCCACCCCGUCCCCAACGCGCCCUACUGGAGCUCGACAACACCCCGGUUUGCCCGCGCCUGCUGGAGCCCGACGCCGCCGGCCGGAGGCUGCCACCGCCGGCUGGAUCCCACGCCGCCGGCAGUAGCUCCGCCCCGCCCCAUGAGCUCGACGCUAGCUGGCUGCAGCUCCAGGCCGCUGGGCUUCACGGGCACAAUGUUGGGAACGCCCCCAGGAGCCCGGCGCCACCAGUAGGAGGCCUCUGGCGUCAGGAUCCCGAUGCCAACGGCAGUUGCCCGCCCCCGCCUCUGCCCCCAGGAGCUUGACGCCUGGCUGCAGCUCCAGGCCGCCGGGCUUCACAGGCUCAACCACUAGGAACGCCCCCAGGAGCUCUGGGAUCCAGAGACUGCCCCAUCCCCUUCGAUUAGGAAGGAAAGAUGGAAAGAACUUGGAUGAAUUGUAGGUUGUUUAGCAAGGAGCAUCAGGAUGGGGUCACUGAGUUCAUGAACUUUGUUUCAGAAAAUUUGAGUGGCAAUCAGGAGAUAUUAUGCCCAUGUCGUAAGUGUUUGAAUCGGUUAAAUGAACAUAAAGGAGAUGUGGAGGAUCACUUACUUAUCUACGGGAUGUCUAACACAUACACUAUGUGGAUACAUCAUGGAGAAGGAGAACCAGUAGUCAUGAUAACUGAAAAUGUUGAGCAUUUGAAUGAAGAUAUUGGCUGCAAUGUUGAGCAUUUGAUUGAAGAUGUCCUAGAAGAUGAGCCUCAAGAUGACCCAGAAGAUGAUCAAAUGUACCGUAUGGUACAAGAUCUGUACCCAGAUCAAAAUCAUGGACCAAGAACGAAGUCAAAGUUUGCCACCAUAUUAGAAGAGAUGAAACAGGUGCUACACCCUGAUAGUCCCUAUACUAGGUUUUCUUUUGUGGCGAAGUUGCUCCAUAUCAAUUCAUUUUACAGAAUCAGCAAUGUUGGAUUCAGUGCUCUAUUAGACUUGUUAAGGUCGGCAUUUCCAAAUUGUUCUAUCCCUGCAUCUUAUGCUGAAGCGAAGAAUAUUAUUUGUGCAUUAGGACUUGGAUAUGAGUCAAUACACGUGUGUCCGAAUAUGUGGUGCUUCAAGAUGGAAGGAUGCAGAUAAUCGAAGGCAGAUUCCAGAAAAGGUUCUAAGUCAUUUUCCUUUGAUUCCAAGGUUGAAGAGGAUGUUUAGAUCCAAAGAACUUUCAGCUCAAGCACAAUGGCACAAGUUGAAGAGGAAACCAGCGGACAAUGAGCUUAGCCAUCCUGCUGAUGGUGAGGCAUGGAAGGAUUUUGAUAGGAAGUAUGAAUGGUUUGCAAAUGAUCCACAAAAUAUCCGACUUGGCCUCGCUACCGAUGGGUUUAAUCCAUUCGGGAAGAUGAGCUCCUCAUAUAGCAUGUGGCCAGUAUUUCUUAUCCCUUACAACUUUCCUCCAUGGCAAUGUAUGGAGCAAUCCAACUUCAUGAUGUGCCUACUUAUUCCUGGUCCGUCGUGCCCAGGAAAGGAUAUGGAUCUCUUUCUGCAGCCGCUGGUUGAAGAAUUGUUAAGUCUCUGGAGUGGUGUCCCUACUUUGGAUGCAUUGACCGGGAAAGAAUUUGAUCUUCACGCUGCAGUCAUAUGGUGCAUUCAUGAUUAUCCGGCAUUGAGCACACUUUCAGGUAGAAUAACUAGAGGUUACUAUGCUUGUAUUCGCUGUGAUAAAAAUCCUUGCUUCAAAAGACUUAGGAACAAGAUUUGCUACAUCGGCCAUCGCCGUUUUCUUCCAGUGGACCAUAUUUGGAGAAGAAAGAAAGAUUUUGAUGGUCAGACUGAAGAUCGUGCACAGCCUGAAGAAUUUACUGUGGAUGAGUUGAUGCAAUAAUUGGCAUGGGUGGAACAUGUAAGACUUGGGAACCAUCCUAAUAACAAAAGGAGAAAGAGGGUACAAGAAGGUCAAUGCUGGAAGAGUAGGUCGAUUCUAUGGGACUUGCCAUAUUGGUCUACUUUGAAGCUACGCCACAAUCUUGAUGUUAUGCAUAUUGAGAAAAAUAUAUGUGAAGCACUUCUCGGUACAUUGCUCGACAUCGCAGGCAAGUCAAAGGACUCUAUUUCUGCGAGGCUUGAUUUGGAAGAUAUGGGUAUAAGGAAAAAAUUACACUUGAAGGCUAAUGGGAAUUCAUACUCUGUUCCACACGCUCCAUAUAAGAUGACUAAAGCUCAGAUAAGUGCUUUCUGUGCUUUUAUAAAGAAUGUCAAACUCCCAGAUGGAUAUGCCUCCAACUUAGCAAGGUGUGUUAGUGUUGAUGAAUGCAAAGUACAAGCAUUGAAAACUCACGAUUGUCAUAUCCUUCUCCAAAGAAUAUUACCAGUCGGUCUCCGAGGAAUCAUGCAUAAGGAAAUAUGUGAAGCAAUUGCUGAAUUUGGUAACUUUUUCCAGCAAAUUUGUGCUAAGAAAUUGAAGUUAGAUAUCUUGAACCGGAUGAGAGGUGAAAUCCCAAUAAUAAUGUGCAAGCUUGAGAAAAUUUUCCCGCCUGCCUUUUUUGAUGUGAUGGAGCACUUGUGCAUUCACUUAAUUGAUGAUGCAAUCCUAAGAGGUCCAGUUCAAUAUGGAUGGAUGUACCCUGUAGAACGUAGGUUGUUGACCUUGAAACAUUUUGUGAGGAACAUGGCAAGGCCUGAGGGCUCCAUUGCAGAGGCAUAUAUGGCAAAUGAGUGCUUGACUGCUUGCUCAAGGUAUUUUGAUGAUGUUGACACUAGGCACAAUCGUGAGGGCAGGAACAAAGAGCGUGUUCCUAGGAGUACAUGUGGUUUAUCUAUUUUCCAUCAUGGAGCAAAUCUGUUGGGGGCACCGAGGCUUACAUAUGAUGCGAAGGAUUAUGACAGGAUGGUCUGGUAUGUCCUCAACAAUACUAAGGAGGUCGAGUCAUUUAUAGAGAUUUAUAGGAAGGAGUUAGAAACUGCUGGCAAUCGUAAUGUUGAGGGGAACCUUGCUAAGGAAUUUCCAGGAUGGUUUAGGAAAUACCUUGCUACCCGGAGGUUUGUGAAUGGAGAACAAAUCAACGAAGACCUAUAUGCAUUGGCGAGUUUACCAGAUCUUAGACUUCGUAUAUUUUCAGGUUGUAUUGUCGAUGGUGUCCGAUAUCACACCGUGGAGUGUGAGAGCAGUAGACGAACACAGAAUAGUGGAGUCAUGGUUGAGGGGUCACAUAAUGGAGAAGACAUAGACUUUUAUGGUCAGCUGAAAGAAGUAUUACAGUUGCAAUACAACUCCGACGCUAGCAACCAAAGGACACUGGUGUUAUUCAAGUGUGAUUGGUUUGAUACCUGUAGCAAGAAGUCUAGGAUGAAGAAUGGUGGAUAUUUCAAAAGCAUCAGCCAUGGCAGUUGUUGGUACAAGGAUGAUGCUUUCAUCCUUGCAACACAGGCAACAAAGGUUUUCUACUUGGAUGAUAACAAGCAUGGUGAACCCUGGAAAGUUGUUCAAAAAUUUUCACAUCGGCACUUGUGGAAUGUGAAUGAAGAGGAAAAUGAAGACAUGCAAGAGGGAGGGGUUGAUCUGACAUACCAAGAUGAUGAGCAGGAAAUAUCUCAAGUUGAAGCUCAGGAAGGAUGUUCGAUUGAUGAACAGCCAGUCAAUGAAGAAGACGGUAUCAAUGUAGAGGCGUCCCUAGUUGAUCAGAUUCGUAGGCAACGGGAACCGGAAGUUGAAGAACAUGACCUGUACAAUGAAGAUGAUGAUACCUUAGGGCAAUAUGAUAGUGAAAAUGAAUGUGGAAGUAUGAUCCCUGUUGAUGAUGGUGAGUACAGUGAUGUCGAGUAAUUGAUAUAUGUGAAUCUGAGUUGUGAUGAAAUUGUUGUUUUUAAACAGCUCCUAAUGUGUCUUAGAAGCUGUUGUAUUUGUUAGCCGCAAAAUAAUUAUGGUUUGUGAACUCAGUUAUGUAAGCUCCUUAGUUAUUGUGACAUGUGAAUUCCAAUGGUGCUAUGUUGAUCUGCAUAUUUCUUGGCACUGCAAUUUUGGUGCCAUUUGUUGCUA
Messenger RNA from Panicum virgatum (switchgrass), 4141 nucleotides. RefSeq lists its product as uncharacterized. The coding region runs from base 2141 to 3928 and encodes 595 amino acids. The record is from RefSeq and is a predicted model, not a curated record. Lineage: Eukaryota; Viridiplantae; Streptophyta; Magnoliopsida; Poales; Poaceae. The transcript is spliced from 4 exons.